CAGUGAGCGUAAUGCAUCUGAGGUGGAUAUGUCUCGCACUAGUUUUUCAAAUAAUAGGAGGCAAUCAAUUACCUCCGGAUGUUCAAAAGUGUCGUUAUGAGGAUGAAAAGUGCCUCCUGCGAACCAGUAAUGCCCUGAUCAAGCGGUAUGGAAAAACAGGUCUUCCGGAACUCUCACUGCCACCUUUAAACGUUUUAAAAGUGAGGAACGGUGAACUUGAAGGAGGUGAUCCCAACGGAUCCCUCUGGUUUAAGUGGAUACUGACUAAUCAUUGGGUUUAUGGCACCGAAAACAUUACUCUCUCCCGGAUCCGGGGAUUCCAUCCAGAUCCCGGCCGAUCCCAGGUGGAGAUUCAUGGAAGGGCACCCAGCUUGCGGUCCAAAGUUCACUUCGAGUUCUUAUCGAAAUUUCUUACCUUAAAUGUGAAUGCAUCGGGUGAGGGCGAUUCCGACUUUCAGAACUUUCGGUUCAUUACAAAAUUCUCCUUCUCACCUGAGAAAGAAGGCUUCGUGAAGAUUUACAAUCUGGACUUGAGAAUUGAAAUAGAUCGUUGGAUACAGGACAUACAAAAUUUGUUUGUGAGCAAUACAGAUCUGACUGUUAUCGUCAAUGAAUGGAUAAAUAAAAAUUGGAAGGAGUACUGGGUGGACUUCGAACCACAAGUAACGGCUGAGAUGAAGCUCGAAUUUACUAAGCGAUUAAAUUCCAUUUUCUCAGCGAUUCCCUACAAAGAUCUAUUUCUAUAAUUUCUAGUGUUU
Drosophila bipectinata is the source of this 758-nucleotide messenger RNA. Its product is annotated as protein takeout-like. Lineage: Eukaryota; Metazoa; Arthropoda; Insecta; Diptera; Drosophilidae. The record is from RefSeq and is a predicted model, not a curated record.